Molecule: messenger RNA, 3030 nt
Organism: Cottoperca gobio
Lineage: Eukaryota; Metazoa; Chordata; Actinopteri; Perciformes; Bovichtidae
Gene: fkrp
Product: fukutin related protein
Exons: 2
Coding region: 518-2116 (532 amino acids)
Biological process (GO): protein O-linked glycosylation via mannose
Cellular component (GO): Golgi apparatus
Source: RefSeq, a predicted model, not a curated record
UUGUUGCGGGCAUUGGGCAACACAUACGGCAAGCGUGAUUCGUGCAGUUAGGUGUCAUGGUUGAGCUUGGGUUAAGCUACAAAGUAAUGACAUAUUCUGAUGCGAUUUGUGUGCACAUAGUUGUGCAUUUACUUUUAAAAUGUUGGAGACUCAAUUUCGACCACAGCCGCACAAAUAUUAGUUAACAAUAAAAAUGAACCUCUGUGUUUGCUGCUACCGAUUCUGCCUGGUUUGCUCCUAUGCUACCAGAGCUGGCUGAGAUGGACCAUCAUGAAAACCAAAUAUAGUGCAACAAGGUUAAUGGGCUUAACGUUAAUAAUACUUACCACAUAUCAUGGCUAAUGCAUGAUGUGAUGCUCUACAAAUGAUUUGCCUUGUAAAUAAUAAAAUAGAUGCAUCCAAAUUAAGGUUUAUUCAACUCUAUUCCUCUACUAUUACAAUAAUGGGGACCUAAGGUCACUGGAUUUCUUAACUUACACUUCUCUUGAGAGAAACUGGAAAGUAAACAUCAGUUGCCAUGCGUGUCAGUCUCUGCCAGGGCCUGUUAACUGGCGCCAUUGUCCUCAACCUCCUCAUUCUCUACUAUGUGUCCCGGGCCCAGCAGCAAAUGAUGGAGAAGAGGAAGGAGCUUGGCAGGGGCACGAGGAGGUCUGCACUACCAGCCUCUGGUCUGGGGGGAGGCCUAGGGAUACUUGUAGGAGCUGGAGGUGAGCCUGGAGUUAUUGGAGGUGAGGGACACAGUCGUGGCCCACGUGUGACUGUUCUUCUUCGGGAAUUUGAAAACUUUGAGAAUUAUGUUGGGGAUGUGGCUAACUCCUUCCUCCGCCAGAGACCUGAGCUUCCCUUCCUGGCUGUGGCUGACACGGCUCCGUACCCUCCCCUAGUGUUUCCAGAGGGGGCACGCCUUCUAGUGCUCUCCCCCAGCCCGGACCAGCCACCGCAAGCUCACAGGCCUGAGUUCCACAUCCAGACAGAGUUUGUGCUGCUGGUGCCUGAUGGGGUGGAGUUGGAACAACCUCGGUCUAUCGAGAGGCUGAUCAGGGAGUUGGAAGGUGAGGGUGGGGGGCCUGUGAGGUUGGUGGCUGCGCCCGUGCUGUCUCGAUCUGCUGUGCAGUGUGUCCACUUGCGGGUGAACCUCAGAGAGUGGACAGCCACCUACUCGCCAGCUGCGUCUGGGAGCAGCGGGAGUGUGUGUACGGCUUUACAGGGAGAUGCCGUUGUCCUUAUUCGCACUGAGGAUCUUUUUAACCUCUCUGUCCCUAUGGGAAGGCCCCUCUUCCCCUCGCUCUUCGUCCAGACGGCCUUGAGAGGCUGGAAGGUCAAGCUGCUGGAGAGCCCCUGUUUCGCCACAAACCACCGGCCCCUCUUCAGCUCCGCUCACAAUCAGUGGAAGGCCGACACACGACUGAAGGAGACCACCGGGAAGCUCAUGAGGAGCUUUGGUUUGAAGCGUCUCCUGCUGGCUGAUGGGAAGGAACAGUGGUACGGCUGCAGUAAAGAGACGCCUCGCUGCUUUGGCACUGUGCAGGAUGACACUCCAGACUACCUUUAUCUGGACCGCUGGACACCUCCCUGCUGUCUGCGGGCUCUCAGGGAAACUACCAAGUAUGUAAUCAACAUCCUGGAGACCUCGGGUGUGCGCUACUGGCUAGAAGGGGGAACUCUUCUGGGCGCUGUCCGCCAUCAGGACAUCAUCCCAUGGGAUUAUGACGUGGACCUGGGCAUCUACUUGGAGGAUAUACCCAACUGUGAUCACUUGAAGAACCUGGACUCCGGCUCUCUUGUGGAUGCGAACGGCUAUGUGUGGGAGCGUGCAGUGGAAGGAGACUUCUACAGGGUCCAGUACAGCGAGGCCAACCACCUGCAUGUUGACCUGUGGCCGUUCUAUCCACGUAAUGGCGUCAUGACCAAAGACACAUGGACAGAGCACAAGCAAGACGUGGAGUUCCCAGAGCACUUUCUGCAGCCACUGGUGCCCUUGUCCUUUGCAGGCAUCACUGCCUACAGCCCCAACAACCCCCGAGCUUUCUUGGAGCUCAAGUUCGGAGAGGGUGUUAUUGAGAACCCCCAGUAUCCCAACCCCGCAAGAAAGAGGCUGGACAGAAGCAAAUUAUGAGAGAUAGAGACUCGAAAGCCCAUUUUAGUCGUACUGUAUUUGUUUACCUAACAACACAGAGCAUUGUGCCUCAAUUUAUUUUAUUCAAAAACAAUAGAUCAUGCCUGUAAACUAAUAAUGUACCAAAAUGACUGCAUUUGCUGUCAUUCUUACCACAGCUCUAUCACCGGUGUUAUCUCAAGCCUGGUAAAAUGUUCUCCAUCAUCAGUAUUUGGAUGUAAAAUCUAACAUUGGACUGCCUUUUUAAUUAAUACAUUAGUGCAUUUACACCAGGCAUAUCGUGAAGAGUUUUAAUACAUGGUGCACUAAAGCUGUGUGUUGUACAGUUAAGUAUAAAUAUGACUGCAGUAAAUGCUACAGUGUACACUAUCUUAAGCAGGAUUUAAGGUUUUGUACAGAAAUGUUUGUGGUAAAGAAGUUGUUUUGCCCCAACAGGUGUUUUAUGAAUUUAUUGACUGCGUUGCAUUGAUUUGCACGGGUUCUUUCAGUUUUGCACAGUUUGUGAAUGAAUGUUACUGUAUAUCGAUGCCAUUUGGUACCUGACAGCUGUAGCGUGGGGACUACAUUUCCAUGUGGUGAAACAAACAGUCAUUAAUCCCAUCAUUGUUGGCAUAUGGAGAGGAUUAAAUGUUGCUCUCAGGUCUUAGUAUUCAGUAAAAAAAACCUAAAACUUUGACUGAAUUUCUAAAUAAUUGUUAAGCCCUAGCUCAAUUAUGUGUUACUACUGAGCGCCCAUUAUGUAUUCACUGAAAUGGAAUUGCAAUUCAGUAGAUUAAUCAAAGGAAAUAUUUUAAAAGUUGACCAUAAAAACUCAGCUUCUCUGGGUACGACAUGUUUCCUGUAGUGUUGUUACUUGUGUGAUAUAUCAAGGUGUCCAAUUCAUGAACUGGGAAAAUAAAAGGAGUUGUAACAUU